GUGAGCUUGGAAAGUAGCAUGAGAUAAUAGGAAAAGAAAGCGACCGUAAGUUAGUGUUAAUCGUGAAGCGACCAAAGCCAACAUAUCUUUUCCUUGCUGCGAAACCUCUGCAACCAAUAGCGCAACUAUAUACCAAAAAUGCAGUCUGUCCUUCAGAAACGUGUGGUUGGUGCAACCGCGCCAGCGAGGACCUCAACAAACAGCAAGCCCAUUCUCACUGUUCGCCCAUGCAAGCGCGCUGUCCGUGCACGCCGCAGCCAAAUCCAGCGCAGCGGCGCUGUAAAAUGCAAAGCGCUCUUCAGCCUUUUUGCACCAAAGUCAGCGGCGCCAGCCUCUAUCGUUGACCCGCGCGCGAAGCCGCUGGUCGAGCAACUCGUCAGCCUGACCGCUGGCUCGGACGCGGGCGCGAAGUGCUCACCGGAGCAGAAGGAGGAGAUCGCUGCGGUGGUUACGGAGCUCUCGCGGUACUGCAUUAAGAACCCGGUCAAGAGCGAGUUGCUGUUCGGAGAAUGGAAGGUGCUGUUCUCCUCCAAGCCCACGGCUGUGGGCGGCCCCCUGCGCACUGCCCCCGGUCAGGUGGUGUUCCCAGCCCAAAACGCCAAGCAAAUCGUGGAGGCUCCCAACAAGGUGACUAACCUGGUGGAGUACAAGACGCUGGGUUUCCUGCCCGGCUUCAACCGCCAGUUCGGGGAGCUGGAGCCGCUCAGCGGAGACACCUUCCUGCUUAACAUCUCGAGCGGGGAGAUCAUGCCGGGUGUGGGCGGGCCGAUCAAGAAGGACUUCAACAUCCAGCGCAAAAUCAAGAUCUUGUACCUCGAUGAGGACGUCCGAGUGACUCUAUUCCUGCCCUCGGAUGAGGUGCGGGACAACCAAGCGGCUCAGGAUGGGAGCCGCGAGGAGGAUCCGGUGGUGCACAUCUUCCAGCGCGUGAAGGAGCAGGCAGACACAGAAGAUGCGGAGGCGCCGGCUGACGACGGCGCUGCGUCCUCGGAGGAUGAGGAGGCCCCCCGGCCGGUGUUCCCUUUUGGAGCCGGCCGCAAACUGGAGAGUGCCGCAACCGUUGCCGAGCGGCAGGUUCGACAGCAGCUCAAGGAGCAGCGGGGCGGCUCAGUGCGGGUAGCGCCCAAGGCGCUGCCAGCGGUGUCCUCCGCCUCGCCCGCGGGUGGCAGCGCGCGUCUGGCGCUGCCGGCCCCCCGGUCUGCGUCUCUACGCGGACGCAAGCAGCAGCAGCAGCAGGCGGAGGAGGAGGACCCUCGGGAGCGUCGUCGGCGUCAGCAGGAGGAGGAGCGCGCACGCAAGGCUGCUGAGGCGGAGGCCAGGGCCGCGGAGCUCAAGGCGGCAAAGGAACGUGCCGAAGCAGAGCGCCAGGCUGAGCGGGAGCGCCAGACCGCUAUCAAGGAGCUGCUUGCCCAGCUGGCGGCGGAGAUCAAGGAGCGCCAAGCGGAGGCGCGGGAGGCCGCCAAGGAGCUCAAGGAGGUUGAGAAGUCCGCGGGCGCCGGCCUCAAGGAGGUCGCCGACGCUCGCUCGCGAGUGGAGGCGGCGGAGGCUGACGUUGCGUCAGUGAGUGCGGAGCUGGAGGAGGCGGUGGCGGCGCGGCGGCAGGCGGAGGCGGCGGCGCGGGAGGCACGGGAUGCGGUGGUGGCGGCAGAGAAGGAGCUCAGGGCGAGGAUCGCCUGGUCGGCGCCGGUGCUGCCGCGCAAGUAGGAGGGAUGAAGAGAAGUACCUGGGGGAGGAAGGGUUGUGAAGUGCUUGUCGUGUUAAAUGAUGCUUCUGUGGAAGGGGCUCUUAGCGGCGUGGCUGGCGUCAGAGACGGCUGUGAUUGGCAGUUGAGCCGCGGGAUUAUCAUUGGAGGGAUAUCUAGGGUGCCGGUGGGGUAGUUGGGGUAGUUAGUGCUGGUUGAGAGAGGUUGUUUGGUAAGCUUAUUCGUUAUACCGGUGGUUGCUAGGAGGAGUUGCAUAGGCGAGGUGAAGGAUGUUUGGGGAGGUUAGGGAGGUAGGGGGCCCUGAAGUUGCAAGGCUGCAGGUGGGGGGCUGUUGUCGGGGAUGUAACAAGUGCAUUAGCCGGUGACGUGUCAUGAUCGAUGUUGGGAGAUGUUGAACAAAGCAGAGCACGGGCAUCGUGAGGGUCAAAGGCAGGCUGGACUUGGACAGCUCGGGACCGUCUAAACAUGUUUGUGUUGAGGCUUGGAGGGUAGGAUGCUUGCAUGGGGCCAGUGUUUCCUUGCGGACUUCCUUGUAAUGUCUAUUCUGGAUUACAGAGGCUAUCUAUCGAUGGUUUUCUGCUGACACCAGCUGCUGUAGGCUAAACUUGCAAGAGGACACUCGAAGCAGCUCGAAAUUGCAAACUUUGCCUUCCAGACUGACCCAUGGGUCUCAAGCCCGGAUAACACGAUCAGGUCAUGUUGCCAUAUUGAGUUCGUUACAUUGCACGCUGUCCAUCGUCAUAAUCAACAAGCCAAAGGGCAGGGACAUUAACAUACAUAAGCCAUGCA
This is a messenger RNA of Astrephomene gubernaculifera, 2491 nucleotides long. Lineage: Eukaryota; Viridiplantae; Chlorophyta; Chlorophyceae; Chlamydomonadales; Astrephomenaceae. The record is from the annotation of a GenBank genome assembly.